This is a messenger RNA of Naumovozyma castellii, 594 nucleotides long. RefSeq names its product thioredoxin peroxidase TSA2 (gene TSA2). NCBI's taxonomy places the organism in Eukaryota, Fungi, Ascomycota, Saccharomycetes, Saccharomycetales, Saccharomycetaceae. The transcript has a single exon. The record is from RefSeq and is a predicted model, not a curated record. Bases 1 to 594 code for a protein of 197 amino acids.
AUGGUCGCUCAAGUUCAAAAAACCGCUCCUACUUUCAAGAAAACCGCUGUCGUGGACGGGAUCUUCGAAGAAGUCUCCCUAGACCAAUACAAGGGGAAAUACGUCGUUCUAGCAUUCGUCCCAUUAGCCUUCAGUUUUGUCUGCCCAACUGAAAUUGUAGCCUUCGCUGAUGCUGCCAAGAAAUUCGAAGCAAUUGGCGCUCAAGUUCUUUUCGCUUCCACUGAUUCUGAAUACUCUUUGUUGGCAUGGACAAAUAUUCCAAGAAGUGAAGGUGGUCUAGGCCCUGUAGAUAUUCCACUAUUGGCAGACACAAACCACUCAUUGUCUAGAGAUUACGGUGUCCUGAUUGAAGAAGAAGGUAUUGCUUUGAGAGGUCUAUUCAUUAUUGAUCCAAAACGUAUCAUUAGACAUAUUACCAUCAAUGAUCUAUCAGUUGGUAGAAAUGUAGACGAAGCUUUGAGAUUGGUGGAAGGUUUCAAGUGGACCGAUGAAAAUGGUACCGUCUUACCUUGUAACUGGACUCCAGGUGCUGCUACUAUCAAGCCAGAAGUGGCUGCUUCAAAGGAAUAUUUCGAAGAAGCUAAUAAGAAUUAA